Molecule: messenger RNA, 3537 nt
Organism: Centruroides sculpturatus (bark scorpion)
Lineage: Eukaryota; Metazoa; Arthropoda; Arachnida; Scorpiones; Buthidae
Product: Down syndrome cell adhesion molecule-like protein Dscam2
Exons: 20
Biological process (GO): homophilic cell-cell adhesion; axon guidance; dendrite self-avoidance
Cellular component (GO): axon; plasma membrane
Molecular function (GO): cell-cell adhesion mediator activity
Source: RefSeq, a predicted model, not a curated record
CUAGUUGUUCCUCAACAAUAUAAAGCUCAAGUUUAUGAUGAAUUUGUGAUUAAAGGUAACACUGCCGUCCUGCGAUGUCACGUUCCUACUUUCGUCCGAGAUUAUGUAUUUUUUGAGUCAUGGACAAGGGGUGACGAUGUUACUAUAACCUCUACAACUAAUAAAGGUGGGAAAUAUAUUAUUCUACAGACAGGUGAACUGUAUAUAAGAAACGUCAACCAGGGUGACAGUCUGAAGACCUACAGUUGUCAGACUCGACACAAGCUUACAAGAGAUGUGACUAGCAGUGCCACAUCUGGACGUCUUUUUGUCACGGAACCGCAUGGAAAUUCUCCUCCAAGAAUUACCGAUAGUCACUUAUUUGUUGCAGCUCGGGAAGGAGAAACAGUUCAGUUAGCCUGUGCUGCAGAAGCUUUCCCUUUACCUACUUACAGUUGGUACAAAGAAGAAGAUGGAGAAUUUAUCCCCUUGAGUGUUAAUCCAAGAACAAUGACAGUGGAUGGUAUUUUGGUUAUACAGUAUGUCGGUAGUCAUGACAGUGGAAAAUAUGUAUGUGUGGUUAAUAACUCUGCUGGAGAAGAGAAAGUCACAACGAUUCUCACUGUUUCCGCCCCAUUGUCUGUGUAUAUUUAUCCUCAACGGCAAGUAAUCGAUGUGGGAAAAGCGGCUACCUUCAAUUGUAGCAUCACUGGACAUCCAGUAACAUCUGUUGUAUGGAUGAAAGAUGGACGGCCUCUUACUGAAUCUGAUAGAAUAACAGUAUUAUCACGUGACAUAUUGCAUAUAUCCUCAGUGCAGAGAGAAGAUAAAGGCAUGUAUCAAUGUUUCGUUUACAAUAACAUAGAAUCUGUUCAAGGCACAGCGGAACUCAGGCUAGGAGACGUAGCUCCGGUUUUCAUAUAUACGUUUCUGGAAGAUACAAUGAAACCAGGAAACUCGCUAUCUCUAAAGUGUGCAGCCUCAGGGAAUCCACUUCCACAGAUAACUUGGUCACUCGAUGAUAAUGGAAUCCCUGAUCAUUUGAGGUAUAGAGUUGGCGAUUUCGUGACGUCAGAAGCUCACGUAGUCAGUUAUGUCAAUGUUUCCGAAGUACGAGUUGAAGAUGGAGGAGAAUAUAGUUGUUCGGCCAACAAUGUUGUGGAUACGAUUCGUCACUCAGCGAGAAUUAAUGUUUAUGGUCCUCCACUUAUUCGAAUGAUGAAGAACAUUUCUGUAGUGGCUGGAAACACUUUGACACUUAGAUGUCCUGUGGCUGGGUAUCCUAUCGAAUCAAUUAUAUGGGAGAGAGGUGGUUUAGCGCUGCCAGUUAAUCAUCGUCAGAAAGUUACACCUGAAGGAGUGUUGACAAUUGAAAAUGUACAGAGAAAUGCUGAUCAAGGAGAUUAUUCUUGUAUUGCUAAGAAUAGAGAAGGAGAAAAAGCUAAAGGAUCUGUUUACAUUUUUGUUCUGGUUGCACCUAUGAUUGAUCCUCAACCUUUACCACCAACUGUUUACGCUAACGAAGGAAUGAAGAUCAAAUUGAUGUGUAGUGUGUUGGAAGGCGAUCCUCCUGUUAGAGUGGUUUGGAUGAAAAAUAAUUACGCUGUCACUGUAGAAACAGAUGUGACCUUACAGCAUAUGGAAGAUUCGUCUGUUUUAGUGUUUCGAAAGGUGGCAUUCCGUCACAGUGGAAAUUAUACUUGUGUGGCUUCUAAUGUUGCUGCCACUACAAAUAGAACAACGGCAUUAGUAGUGAAAGUGCCUCCUCGUUGGGUAAUAGAGCCAUCAAAUGCAUUUGUUGUUCUCAAUCAUCAAGUGACUAUAGAUUGCUUAGCUGAUGGACAUCCCAAACCAAGAAUGUAUUGGAGAAUUGCAAAAGGCGAACAUCCUACCGACUUCCGUGAUGUCCUUUCAACCUACCAGAGGCGAGUUUACGACAAUGGCACUUUGUUAAUCCAGGAAGUUACCAAGCUUGACAGUGGCUUCUAUCUCUGCCAUGCUAACAAUGGCAUAGGAGCCGGUCUCAGUAAAGUUAUCUAUCUGACAGUUCACACGCCACCUACGUUUGAAACAAAGUUUGGGACUCAUACUGUUGCUAAAGGAGAAGCGGCCAUUUUGAAAUGCGAAGCCCUUGGAGAAUCUCCAUUGACAUUGACAUGGGAAAAAGAUAAACAAUUACUUGAUCCCGAUUCAGACAAAAGAUAUAAAGUAAAGGAAGAAAUUCUACCUGGAAAAUUGAUGUCAGUUUUAACAAUCGCUCAAACUGGUAGACUCGAUUCAGCUUUAUAUACUUGCAUUGUUACCAAUAAAUUUGGUUCCGACGAAACUAAUAUUCAGCUUGUCGUACAAGAAUCACCGGCAGCACCUGUUGAAGUAAAAGUUAAAGAAACUACAAGCAGAACAAUUUCAAUACAAUGGACUCCGUCUUUUCCAGGAAAUAGUAUUAUUACUAAAUAUAUUAUUCAAUAUAAAAAUCUAUCAGCCAGUUGGCAAGAUCCUGUGCAGAAAUUAUCGGUGAGUGGAGGAGAUCACUCGGCCACAAUUAGAAGUUUAAUCCCUUCAACUACUUAUAACUUACGUGUAAUUGCUGAAAAUAACUUAGGAUUGAGUGAACCUAGUGAAGCUGUCACUGGAACCACUGAUGAAGAAGUUCCUGGUGGUCCCCCUUUAGAAGUAAAAGUACAAGCAACUGGAUCUCAAUCGUUAAAAGUGACUUGGAAGCCACCUAGAAAAGAGCUACAAUAUAGCGUUAUACAAGGUUAUUACAUUGGAUACAAAAUAUUUGACUCUAGUGAUUCUUAUCAAUAUAAAAAUGUGGAAGCAACUGAAGGAAUGACAGAAGAAACAACUUAUUUAACUAAUUUAAAAAGACUCACUAAAUACAUAGUUAUAGUUCAAGCGUAUAAUAACGUUGGAGCCGGACCAAGAUCAGAUGAAGUUUAUGCUACAACUUUCGAAGCAGCACCUCCAACAUCUCCAGUGCUAGUAGCCAGCUCGACAACAACUUACUCAAUUAGUGUACAAUGGGAAAGACCACAAGAUGAUACUGGGAUUAGAGAUUAUAUACUACAUUAUAAAUCGGAUAAUGGAGAAUGGCAACAACAAAAACUUAGUACAAGCUCCAACCACUUUACUUUGAAAGGGCUCAAAUGUGGAACUCGUUAUCGGCUACACAUGACAGCAUCUAAUAGUUUAGGAACUGGAGAACCAAGUGAUUCAAUUAGUAUAAGAACUAAAGGUGCAGCCCCAGUAUCACCGCAGAAAGAAGUAUUUUUGUCCAUUAACACUACAUUCGUCAUUCUUCACUUGCAGUCCUGGCAGAGUGGUGGUUGCCCCAUACAAUAUUUUUCCGUCCUAUAUCGUCCCAAAUUUCAGAGACAAUGGAAGCAAAUAGCGGAGAGAAUAUCUGCUCAACAACAAUAUUUUGAAAUCAGACAUUUGGUACCUGGAAGAGAAUAUGUUUUGCGCGUUACAGCUCACAGUGAAGCAGGAACAACUGAGGCUGAAUACAUUAUUCAUACAUUAAAUCUAAGUAUAGUAGCACUACGUAGGAAAUAA